Molecule: messenger RNA, 2464 nt
Organism: Theobroma umbraticum
Lineage: Eukaryota; Viridiplantae; Streptophyta; Magnoliopsida; Malvales; Malvaceae
Source: RefSeq, a predicted model, not a curated record
AUGGACAUCAAACCUUUCCUUCAUAAACACUACUUGUUGUAUGAUUGCUACGGUCAUUACGAUAAUAUUGAGGAGGCGAGUUGUGAUAAAUGCAAUCAGCAAAUUGAUGGGUGGGCUUAUAGUUGUGAAAGUUGCCGGAAGUUCUGGUUGCAUUCAUAUUGUGCAGAAGAGCGACUGCCUCCUCAGAUUUCACACCCUCUCCAUAGCCAACACCUCCUUACUCUUUUCAAGGGCCACGAUGCUGACGAUUUCAUUUGCGAUAAAUGCUUCACUCUUUCUCGAGGCCACAGAUACCAUUGCAGUGUUUGUAAUUUCAAAGUUGAUGUCUCGUGCGCUGCUUCCACCAAUGAUGCAGCACUGGAGAAAUUAGAGAGCAAAAGAUCUGAUGAGGGAUUGAGAAAAAUUCAACAUUUCGUCCACCGUGAUCGCUUGACGGAAUCUUGCUUGAUCAAGAUACCCACCAAAAUCUUAGGACAUCCUUUUCAUUCAUCACACCCUCUUUAUUUACAGCCAACGACAAUGGUCAACAACUCUGAGCCACGUUGCAAUGCCUGUAAAGAUGCAAUCCUUGGGAAAGCCUAUCGUUGUCAAAAGUGUGAAUUCCACCUGCAUGUUCUUUGUUCGAGACUCCAGCCCUGCCUAAAACAUGAGAUUCAUGAGCACAGUCUUACUUCUUUUGAAAAGAAUCUCUCUGAGGUUACUUACCAAUGUAACAUUUGUUAUUGGAAUAUCGGCGCAGCAUAUUGGGAGUACUGGGUGAAAAAUUUUUAUCGUUGUGUGCAAUGCGAUAUUAAUUUUCAUUUCAGUUGUCUUAAGAUUCCAACAUAUAUCACACAUGAAUAUCAUAGACAUGAUCUUAUGCUCGUCACUCCAUUUGAAGAAGAUGAUUCUGGAGAAUAUUAUUGUGAUAUAUGUGAGGAAGAAAGAAAUGCAAAACAUCAUAUAUAUUAUUGUAAGGACUGCACAUUUAUUUCUCAUAUUCAAUGCGCACUAAAAAAGGUGGACAACGAAGCUUUGAUACCCAAACUGAUUAAGCAAGAGGAAACAGAGAAGGCCAAUGCAGAAUCUCAAAAUCAAGAUCUUGAGAGGCAAAUCCAACAUUUUACUCAUCGACAUUCCCUCAGCUACUAUGAGGUAAUUGAAAAGAAUGAAGAUGUUUUCUGCAAGGCCUGCGAUUUCAAAAUUUACGGCCGAGCAUAUGGCUGUGAAAGUUGCGAAUACUACUUACACAUUCAAUGCGCCAAAUUGUCCUAUGAAGUGCUGCAUCCUCUUCACCCCAAGCAUCCUCUCCAGCUCUCUAAUGAUAGUCAACCAGCUUUCUGUAAUGAAUGUGGAGACUUUUCGUUUGGGUUUAGCUACGUCUGCUACUUCUGUGAUUUCAAGCUCGAUGUGAAAUGCGUUAAUUUAACACAGCCUAACAACGAGGGUCAAAGGCUAAAAGAAAUGGCCAGAGAGUCAAAGUUGUGCCCUCUCGAACAAGAUCACGAGCUUUCUUUCUUCAAUGUUAGGCACAAAGCCCAACGAGGCUAUUUGUGCAGCAUUUGCUUCCUGCCACUUUCAGGUUUAACUUAUCACUGCUCUACUUGUUCUUAUGUUGUUCAUGAAUCUUGUCUUGGAUUUCCACUGGAGAUAGCACUCCCACCUCUUUCGGAACACCCCCUGCACCCAACUCUCAAUAAAGGCCGUUACACAUGCUGUCUUGCCUGUCGUUGUCCAUUCAGUUGGGAAGACAUUGUCUAUAAAUGUGAGCAAUUUAGACACAUCAGCCUCCAUAUUUUAUGUGCCAAUUCCAUGAGGCAAGCCAUACGAUCCAAGUCUCACCAGCAUCCUCUUUUCUAUUUUGGAACAGAAUGCCAAAAACUCUUUGCCAAUAUGCUCAACUACGAAUUUUUUAGACAACAUUUUCUGUUCAAAUGCAAUAAAUGCGACAAAUCUUUUGGUGGUGUUCCUUUCUAUCGCUGUGUGUUGUGUUGCAUCAAUUUUCAUUUGGAAUGUGUUCCUAUCCCACAUUUCAUUAAAUCUAAAUAUCAUAUCCACCCCUUCACCCUUAGACAUUGUUUCCUAGAAGAUGAUUCAGGAAAAUAUUUUUGUGAUGUUUGUGAAGAAGAAAGACAUCCAAAAAAUCACGUCUACGUUUGUGAAGAAUGUCAAGGAUUAUUUGUCGCACAUAUCGAAUGCGUGGUUGACAAUAUGGUGGAAGAAAUUGCACCAGCAGAAGAUCCAUCCUCAAAUUUGGUACCAGACCUUGAGAACACCUUUGUUCAGGCUGAGAGGGAAGUGUCCACAGAUGAAUCAAAAGAAGAGCAACAAGGCAACAACGUAAGCCCAGCAAUGAAGGAAAGAGUAGCAGAGUGAUUAAGAAAAGUAGUUCUGCCUUUGCUUUGCCAGAUGAAGCGUAUAAUUCCAUCAAGGAUACUAUUAUCACUGGAAGAAAAGUUCAUGUAUAUUGUUUGUUGCAUACUUG